AUGAUUGAAGGGUAUGUACUGGCAUUGAAAGCAAUAGCUCAGGCUUCUAAGAACCCAUCUGUGCACUUCAGUGUGGUCGACAAAGAUGCCUCCCUGAUUGCGGCUUGGAAUUCAGACCACAUCCCCAUAUUCGAGCCUGGCCUCGAAGAUAUCUUAUUUGAGGAUGGCAAAAUCCAGGAGAACGCACUUCGUGUUUUGUUACACGAUCAUGAAGGGAGGCGGAGGAGAAGGCUUGCGAACAUAACCUUCUCUGCUGAUUAUAACACACACAUAUCGGACGCCAAUAUUAUUUUCAUUUGUGGUGACAUUUCGGGAGAAGUCUCUUUUCCUGAUAGCGAUGAGAUCAGAGGUCUCGACCUGAAGAAUCUAGAGUCAGCCCUCAAGUCAAUCGCGCAACUAUCAAAAGGGCACACAGUUAUGGUCCAGAAAAGUACUGCACCUAGUGGGAUUUGUCAGUGGAUCAAAAGGAAGCUGAAAGAUGCCGCUCCACCAACGGCCUCAUUCGACAAAAUAUCGAGCCCCGAGUUUCUAGCUCAAGGCACCCCAAUGCAAGAUCUCUUGAGCCCUAACCGGGUGGUGAUUGGCUAUGAACCAGCAGCAGACGGCGUUGUUCCUGAGUCAGAACGAAUAGUCACGACCGACACAUGGUCAUCAGAGCUAGCCAAAAUUGCUUCCAAUGCACUCAUUGCACAGCGUAUCAGCAGCAUAAACUCCCUGAGUGCAGUCUGCGAAGCCACUGGCGCAAGCGUCACCGAGCUCUCUCGUAUUGCUGGUCUGGACCCACGUAUUGGUCCUCUGUGUCUGCGAGCCGGAUUCGGAUUCGGUGGGUCUUGUUUACGCAAAGACGUCUGCUGCUUGAUCUAUCAAGCCCGUGAGCUAGGAGUUGACGACGUGGCCGAGUACUGGCGGGGGGUGAUUCAAAUCAAUGACUCCCAAUCCACACGCAUCACGAAACGGAUAAUGUCAUUUUUGCCCUCUGAUGUAUCAGGGACAGAGACGAAGGCAGCAAUUCUUGGUUUCUCUUUCAAGAAAAACACAACGGAUAUUCGGAAUACCACCGCGAUUAGGCUGAUUCGAGAUUUUGUUGGCCGUGGAUUGUCCGUCAAUAUAUUUGAUCCGCACGUCCCGAGGCAACGCAUUGAAAAGGCUUUGAUGCUACAGUGUGGUGCGGCUCAUGUGAAUACUGAUGUGGUAGAGAGCACCGAGGCAGCGUGUGAAGGGUGCAGCGUGAUUGUGUUGCAUAUCGACUGGGAUGAGUUUGUAGGAGGCAGUGUGGAUUGGAAGGAUAUUGUUGCUCAGAUGCGAGAACCAAGGUUGUUCUUGGGACCUCCUGGGUUAUUUCAUGUAUACAAGAUGAAGCAGUAUGAAUUUACUGCUCUGGAGGUAGGGAAGCCGUAG
Molecule: messenger RNA, 1398 nt
Organism: Aspergillus piperis CBS 112811
Lineage: Eukaryota; Fungi; Ascomycota; Eurotiomycetes; Eurotiales; Aspergillaceae
Product: UDP-glucose 6-dehydrogenase
Exons: 5
Coding region: 1-1398 (465 amino acids)
Biological process (GO): polysaccharide biosynthetic process; glycosaminoglycan biosynthetic process
Cellular component (GO): nucleus; cytosol
Molecular function (GO): NAD binding; UDP-glucose 6-dehydrogenase activity
Source: RefSeq, a predicted model, not a curated record